Molecule: messenger RNA, 3356 nt
Organism: Scatophagus argus
Lineage: Eukaryota; Metazoa; Chordata; Actinopteri; Scatophagidae
Product: soluble guanylate cyclase 88E-like
Exons: 17
Coding region: 107-2554 (815 amino acids)
Biological process (GO): nitric oxide-cGMP-mediated signaling; cGMP biosynthetic process; response to oxygen levels
Cellular component (GO): guanylate cyclase complex, soluble
Molecular function (GO): heme binding; oxygen sensor activity; guanylate cyclase activity
Source: RefSeq, a predicted model, not a curated record
AGAUGUAGCUGGUGUCUGAAGAGGUUACCUGAGGUUUCAUGAGGUUGUGUAUGAAACAGCUAAGCAGUUAACUUCGGCAUCAGUCUGGAGGUUUCCAACCCUCAAGAUGUACGGCCUGUAUUUGGAAGCAGUGAACGAUUACAUCAAUGAAUCCUACGGAGAGGAUGUGUGGAGGCUGAUCGAGAACAGAGCAGAGAUACCCCACCUCAAGUUUGUCAGACAUCAGAUGUACAACGACAACCUGAUCCUGCGGUUGGCAAAGGCAGCAGGCGAGGUUCUGGGAAAGACCCACGAUGAGCUGAUGUACGCCUUCGGGGUCUAUAUGGUCAAAAGGAUUGGAAAUUAUGGAUAUGAGAGGAUACUAAAGGUGUUGGGGCGAAAUGUACGCGACUUCAUCAAUGAGCUGGACAACCUGCAUGAAUACUUUCGCUUCUCCUUCCCCAAAGUGCAGCCGCCGAGCUUCUGUGUCGAGGAGGAGUGCGAGACGAGCCUCACGCUGCACUAUCGCAGCACCCGCAAGGGCUUCACUCAGUUUGUCAAAGGGCAGCUCUCUCAAGUAGGACGGCAAUUCUACAACACCGACAUCGAAGUGGAAAUCUUGUCUAAAGAGGAAACCGAGAAAAUGACGUAUGUGGUUUAUAAGAUGAACUUUGACAACGCUGCCUUCAAACACCGCAUGCCCCAGCAGAAAACAGCGCCAAGCUACGAGAAGCUGCCAAUGAAGCGAGGUAUCUUUUUUGACAUGUUCCCCUUCAGUGUGAUCUUCCGCCGGGACAUGACUAUGUACCGCAUCGGUGACGGCCUCAAAGAGGUCUUCUCUGACCUCCAGGGCAAGAAGGUCAAUGAAGAGUUCACUCUGGUCAGACCCAUGCUGGAGUUCAGCUGGGAUAAUAUCUACACCCAUUUGAACAACGUGUUUGAGCUGUUGUCUAAAGCGGUGGUGGAGAGCAAGCAGAAGGUCAACAUCCCCAAACUGAGCAAGGAGGAGCCAGAGGAGAAAGAAGAGAGCGAAAAAGCAAAGAGGGAAGAAGAAAGGGAGCCGAAGGCGGUGGAGGAGAUGAAGGGCACAGACCAAGAGUACAGCAGUGCUCUCACCCAAUACAACAGCUCUGCAAACUCUGGAGGGGAAGAUAUUGAACUGCUGGCAUUCCAGACUGUCACUGGAAAGUGUAGUGAGACCAUCUUCGAGGAUAUGCGGGAGCCUCCAAAGAAACCUCUCCAUCUGAAGGGCCAGAUGAAGUAUGUCCCUCAGUGGGACUCCCUCAUCUUCCUCGGGACACCCAUUAUCGAGACAGUGGAGGACAUGAUAAAAAUGGGUGUGUACGUGAACGAUCUGAACCUGCAUGACUCCAGCAGAGAGCUGAUUUUGGCCGGGACUCAACAAUCGGCUGAGCUUCAGCUGGCCCUUGAUCAGGAGCAACAGAAAUAUGCUCAGCUGCAGGAAAUCAUCAAGAAGCUGGACGAAGAGAAGAAGAGAGGAGAUUCUUUACUGUAUGCCAUGAUCCCUAAAGCUGUGGCCGACCGUCUCAGGAAGGGGAUCACUGCGCUGGAGACGUGCCAGGUCUUCCCAGAUGUGACCAUUCUCUUCAGCGAUGUGGUCAAGUUUAAUGAGAUCUGCAUCCACAUCACACCCAUGCAGGUGGUGGACAUGCUCAAUGAGAUCUACAUUGUCUUCGACACACUCAGUGAGAAGCACAAUGUCUACAAGGUGGAGACGAUUCGCGAUGCCUACAUGGUGGUGGCAGGUGUUCCCAACAAGACCACGUUUCACGCGCACCACAUCUGUGACAUGGCUCUCGACAUGUUGAGCUCUAUUGACCACCUCAAAGACCCCUCCACCGGAGAUAACAUCCAGAUCAGAGUCGGUAUCCACUCAGGAAUGGUGGUGGCAGGCGUGGUGGGUCUGAAGAUGCCUCGCUACUGUCUGUUUGGCGACACUGUGAACACAGCCUCAAGGAUGGAGAGCAACGGAGUGGGCAUGCAGAUACACAUCAGUCAGACCACCAAAGACCACCUGGAGCACGAGCCCUAUAUCAUUGAGGAGAGGGGCAAAAUCUUUGUGAAGGGUAAAGGCUACAUGAAGACCUACUGGCUGAAAGGAAAGAAAGAUCUAUCGUUCAAGACCCCAGCAGAGCUGCGCUACAGCAGUGAACAGAAAGACUCUGAGGACAAGAGCUCAAAUGGUUCCACAAGCACCAACGCCAAGCACAUGGCCUCCAACCUCCACAUCACCAGCAGCGAGGAACAAGCGGAGGGGAAGCCAAGCCCCAGUGAUCUCCCCUUGGAUACCCUGCCACCACCAGAGGCCACUAACGAGCCCCCUGUCAUUUCAACUGAGCCACAGGAGAAGGAGAAAGUCAAAAAGACUAAGAACAACAAGGGGGCCAAGUUGGAGGUGCCCCAGGGAAACGCGGUGCCAGAGUCUUCGUCGCCCGCUGACGGCCUGGAGAACCCAGGUCCUCUACUCAACAGCAAGAGAAACAGCUUCAGGCAGCAGUACGCCAAGCUGCCCACCAACCUGCCCAUGCGCAGCGCCUCCUGCUCCAUUCUGUGAGAUUACAAGAUGACACCGACGUGACGAGGGUGCGACGAUGAAAAUAACACUGAGGUUUAGUCAGAGGUGAGACAAAGCAGGCCUUUCCAUGUUACCCCGAAGGAUUGAGUAGGAAUGAGUUGAGACAAAACAUUUUCCCCCAAGUUCCAAAUUCAAUUUUUUGUUAGAUCAUUUUUUUAGAUCAAUUACAUCAACACCUUGAAUUUACAGGUUUCAAAACAGUACUUCGAAUCGACCGUUUCAAAAAUAAAAAAGGAAGUACAACAUCCUCUACACACGAGCAGUGCAUGCAGAGAAAAAAAGAACUUCAAAAUUAUUCUCACACUUACUGACUUUAUUUCUGAUUUUCUUUAUGCUUCUUGCUGUAUUAUUUUACAGCUCUACAAGCCAUUCAUGAAGUCAGUGCUACUACUGUUACAGGAUUUAUGUUUAAUAUGUAAAAUGACAACAAAUGACAGGAUGUUUUGGAAAAUUAAAGUAAGCCAUUUUGUGACAGGGCUUACAUGGGUUUUAACAGAGAUGGGCGCAUUCACAGAAACAGAAAAAACUAUUUCUAUGGAUGCUUCAUUUGACCCACUGAGAGUAGACAUCAUCAGAGGUUGUAUUUUAUUUUGUUUAAACUAGGCGUAUGGUAGUUCAGUAGAUUAGACCUUCACAACAUUGUCUUAAAGAGUUCUACUUUCUGUAUGUGACUGACUGCAUUUAUUUCACUGUAUGAUAGUGUUUAUUUAUAUAAAACUGUAUGUACAGCCACUACAACUCAUGUUUUCAUUUUUUGCAAUUAGGUCAGGGCACUUGCACU